Messenger RNA from Branchiostoma floridae (Florida lancelet), 3306 nucleotides. RefSeq names its product peroxidasin homolog. Gene Ontology annotation, biological process: response to oxidative stress. The record is from RefSeq and is a predicted model, not a curated record. The coding region runs from base 53 to 2419 and encodes 788 amino acids. NCBI's taxonomy places the organism in Eukaryota, Metazoa, Chordata, Leptocardii, Amphioxiformes, Branchiostomatidae. Gene Ontology annotation, molecular function: calcium ion binding; peroxidase activity; heme binding. The transcript has 15 exons.
UCUUCAUAAACAUAUAAGGAGCUAUGGUUGAUCAUGUCUAAAACUUCCUUUUAUGGUAAGAACACCGUUUGAAUUCCUGGAGCGGCUGCACGAGUUGAGCCCGGCGGCGCAGCAUGAGGCCCGCGCCGCCGCCAUAGUGGAGGGGACUAUGCAGCUGGUUCUGGAGAAGGUGGUGGAGAACGACAACGACUGGAUAGUGGCCGGAGACAUGUGCGAUAUACGCAAAGCCAUCUCCCCGGCUCAGAGAGACAUCAUCGCCAACAUGGCAGGUUGUGAACCGUCUACGAAAGAAGUUAAUUGUCCCACCAGCAUGUAUCGCACAUUUGACGGUAGCUGCAAUAACAUCGACAAUCCGCAAUGGGGCGCUGCGCUACAGCCGUUCAAACGGUUUGUGUUGGCUGGGUACGAUGACAAAUGGAACGACCCGAUUGGAUGGGACAAAUCGCGGGAAUACAACGGUUUCUCUCUUCCGAGUGCCCGCCUGGUUUCUAAUAUGCUCCUGACCGGUUCUGAGGUAGAGUACGACCCUGAGUACACACACAUGCUGACGGAGUGGGGCCGCUUCUUACGUCACGACCUGGAGCAGACGGCCUCAGCUGUGGGCUGUACCGUCCUGGCUUCAGAUAAGAAGAUACUGUGCACAGACACGUGUGACAACAUCAGCCCGUGUUUCCCCAUUCCUCUUCCUGAUGACGACCCAAUGAUAAACAAUACACAGAAACCCUGUCUGCCCUUCACCCGGUCCAGCUCCAUGUGUGCAGUAGCUAUAGGAGAGACGUCCAACCCUGAUGACCUCACGGACAGGGAGCAGAUCAACCAGGUCUCCAGCUUCAUAGACGCGUCCAUGGUGUACGGCUCCUCAGAAGAGUUGGCUCAGUCACUACGUGACUUGACUACCGAUGAGGGAUUGCUGCGUGUUCAGGAGCGGACGGACAUCAGCUCAGGACUGGACCUACUGCCGUUUGAGGAGGAGGAAGAGAACUCUUGCAAUCAGGACCCGACAGGUGGUGACACUGUCCCUUGCUUCCUCUCCGGUGACAGUCGUGUGAACGAGGAUAACACAGCCAUCGCCUCUCACACCAUCUGGGUGCGGGAACACAACCGCCUGGCCCGGCAGCUCCGCACACUCAACCCGCACUGGAGCGGCGACAGGCUGUACCAGGAGGCCCGCAAUAUCGUGGCGGCGGUGAUAGCUCACAUCACCUUUGAAGAGUACCUGCCAAAAAUCCUGGGACCGGAUGCAAUGGAAGAGGUGGGGGAAUACGUCGAAUACGACCCUGAGGUGGACCCGUCCUUACGAAACUCGUUUGCCAUGGCGGCUUUCCGACUCAACGAUGCGGCUACUGCACCGCUGGUGAAGCGUUAUGACGAAAACUAUGAAGAGGACCGUGAUAUAGGAAACAUUGCCUUACGUCACACGUUUUUCGCCCCCUGGCGGAUAGUGAAGGAAAGUGGGAUCGACCCGCUGGUCAGAGGACUGAUCGGGAGCCCGGCAAAGUUGGCAACACCAAGAAAUGUUAUACAUAAAGAGCUGACCCAGCAUCUGUUCGGCCAGCCUGACCACCCCGGACUGGACAUCGCCGCCAUCACCAUCCAGCGGGGCAGGGACCACGGCAUACCGUUCUACAACAACUGGCGGGACCUCUGUGAACUUCCGCUCGCAGAAUCGUUUGGUGACCUUUCCAGUGAUGCUGACGUCAGGCAGAAGUUGUCUGACGUAUACGGUGACGUCAGCAACAUUGAUCUGUGGACAGCAGGCUUAUUGGAGGACCACGUGACCGGCGGGCGGGUGGGGCCAACUUUCAGAUGUCUACUAAAGAAACAGUUCAAUGCAAUACGACAAGGAGACAGAUUUUGGCACGAGAACUUCCAUGUGUUCUCGGCAGCUCAGCGCACCCAGAUCGGCCGUGUGACGUAUGCACGCGUCGUCUGCGACAACACAGGGGUCACCAGGCUACCACGUGACGUCUUUGUCAGGACUGACGUCACAGAUAUGAUGUCAUGUGAUGACAUUCCCAGCAUGCUUCUGGAGGUUUGGGAGGAUACUUUCGAAGAUGCAGACGAAUGUCAGAACCCGGACAUGAACGACUGUGAACAACUCUGCAUCAACCUUGUCGGAUCGUACCUCUGCGCAUGUCAUGACGGGCUCGUUCUGAGGGCGGACGGAAGGAGCUGUGCAUCUUGUCCGGAGCUGUACCCCGACGUCAUGGACGAAGACCGUGUACCCCCCGGAGACUUCGCCGUGUACGAGAAUCAGUGUUUCUGGUUCUCCUCCCUGUGGAGGGGCUGGCUGACGUACCUGGACGCCAAACAGAGCUGUGUGCUCCUGGGCGGCAAACUCGCCAUGAUCAAGGACGCUGGUGUGCAGGGGUUCCUGGAAAACUACCUCCGGAACAACAGACGGCACUUCAAGGCGUGAGUUUUGGGUGUUUUACUGUUUUAGUAUAAUAAACUUGAGGUUUGGGUCUUUUAAAAAAAUUUGAUAUAACUCCGACUGUCGGUUUACAAGACCAAUAUUUUGUUUGCAAAGGCCACAGUAUUAAACUAUGACUAACAAUACCAACUGUGUUGUCAACAGACCUCUUUCCAGUCUGCGGCCAUGUUGGAUUUCCCCGCUAAUGCACCAAAACGAGGCUGCAUGUAAAAUGUAUUCUGGACCUAAGUACGCUAUCUUCGGGUGUAGAAUUCGCCCCUCUAAAAUGAAGUACAGCAGAGUAUGUCUCGUUUUGAUGCAUGACCACGGGAAAUCCAACAUGGUCGCCGUAACUGCUGGAUUCUUCUUCAGGAAAUAUUUCAUUGGGUUGGACGAUGUCACUUCCCACGAAAUGUCUUGGAGCGACGGGACGGAGCUGGGGAACUACACCAACUGGAGAGCCGGACACAUGCCGUAUUAUCGCGGGAACUAUGGAGUCCUCCUGGAGGACCAACAGUGGGACCUGACAAGGGGAGACAAGACUCUACCGUACAUCUGUCAGAUGGAUCCAGUCAGCUGAAGAGACGUGAUGCAUAGAAGCAGUGUAACAUGGAAAAUGUCUCAGAUCUACACUGAGUUCAGUUCAUUCGCGCAUUGACUUUGUCCUUUAAGAAAACGAAAGCAAGACUGGUAUAUUGCGUGGUGUUGAACAUCAAUAGAAUGAGAAUAGGAGUAGGGGGCGCAGUAGGGUGUUUAUCCAAGGGAUAUUGCGCCUGACAUAGUCAUCUGACCCUUUUUCUUUCAAGUCAGCUAGAUAUGCACAUGUAGAAAGAAAUCUCAGUUUUACUUUCAGUUCAUCGAAUUGAAUCACCAACAUAAACAGAUGAACCUCA